This is a messenger RNA of Ictalurus punctatus (channel catfish), 683 nucleotides long. RefSeq names its product DnaJ (Hsp40) homolog, subfamily C, member 12 (gene dnajc12). Lineage: Eukaryota; Metazoa; Chordata; Actinopteri; Siluriformes; Ictaluridae. The record is from RefSeq and is marked provisional. The transcript is spliced from 5 exons. The coding region runs from base 83 to 598 and encodes 171 amino acids. Gene Ontology annotation, cellular component: cytoplasm.
CUACUGGAGCAUUGCAUAACCAAAUUUAUACCAACCUUUACGGUGUUUUGUUUUACUGAUCAUUGAGGCUGCUUCCACAAUCAUGGAGAAGAUAAUAAAUUGCAAAAUGGAAGAUCUGGAAGAUUAUUAUGGCUUGCUUGGUUGCGAUGAGUCCUCAACGACCGAACAAAUUAGGGCAGAGUAUAAAGUGAGAGCCCUGUCUUGCCACCCUGAUAAACAUCCGGAAAAUCAUGAAGCAGCCCGAGAGUUUCAAAAGUUACAACAGGCCAAAGAUAUUCUCACAGAUGAGACUAAAAGAAGAAAAUAUGAUUACUGGUUGAGAAGUAGCAUCACUGUGCCAUUCAGUGAAUGGCAGUCCUUGAGUGACACAGUUAAAAUCUCAAUGCAUUGGGCCCUUAAAAGCAAAAAGGAGCCAAUGCUAACAGCAACAAAAGAUAUGCCUGAAUUCCAAGCUGGUCAGUCAGAAACUCAAGUGCCAAUAGAGGGGAUAUCAUCUGACGAAGAACUUUCUUCAAGUGGUUAUUGGCGUUACAAAUUUCGGUGUACAAGUGAUACUCCUUCAAGCGUCUUGAAAAAGUUUAGAAAUUAUCAAAUAUGAAGAAAUAUAGGCUCAGUAUUUGUAUUUAUGUAUUAGUAUUUGUGGUUUUGAUAGAUAUGUAUAAAUAAAGUAAUUUUGUGAAUUA